Capra hircus (goat) is the source of this 2847-nucleotide messenger RNA. RefSeq names its product meprin A subunit alpha (gene MEP1A). Gene Ontology annotation, molecular function: protein binding; metalloendopeptidase activity; zinc ion binding. The record is from RefSeq and is a predicted model, not a curated record. Bases 37 to 2283 code for a protein of 748 amino acids. Gene Ontology annotation, biological process: proteolysis. The transcript is spliced from 14 exons. NCBI's taxonomy places the organism in Eukaryota, Metazoa, Chordata, Mammalia, Artiodactyla, Bovidae. Gene Ontology annotation, cellular component: membrane.
CAAGGUGUCUUUGCUAAAAUCUGUUCACUUGCAACAAUGAUUUGGACGAGAUGGGCUUGCAUUCUUUCUUUCAUCUUGUUUUUUGCCCGCAUAGCAGCUGUAUCGAUUAACCAUCUUUCUAAAGGAAGUGUAUAUGAUGGAGAAUUUGACGAACAGAAGGAUAUUUCAGAAAUCAACUUAGCUGCAGGAUUGGACCUCUUUCAAGGGGACAUCCUCCUGCAGAAUUCCAGAAAUGGCCUGAGAGAUCCAAGCACCAGGUGGAAGUUCCCCAUUCCUUACAUCCUGGCUGACAAUCUGGCACUGAAUGCCAAAGGAGCCAUUCUCUAUGCCUUUGAAAUGUUCCGCCUCAAGUCCUGCGUGGAUUUCAAGCCCUAUGAAGGCGAGAGCUCAUACAUCAUCUUUCAGGAGUUUAGUGGGUGCUGGUCUGAGGUUGGUGACCAACAUGUAGGACAGAACCUCUCCAUUGGUCAGGGAUGUGACUAUAAAGCCAUCGUUGAACAUGAGAUUUUGCAUGCUCUGGGGUUUUACCAUGAGCAGUCAAGGACGGACAGAGAUGAUUAUGUGAAUAUCUGGUGGGAUGAAAUACUUCCAGGUUACCAGCACAACUUUAAUACCUAUGAUGACAACUUCAUCACAGACCUCAACACACCCUAUGAUUACGAGUCUCUGAUGCACUACCGGCCUCUCUCGUUUAACAAGAAUGAUAGUGUCCCUACCAUCACGGCCAAGAUCCCUGAGUUUAACUCCAUCAUUGGGCAGCGUAUGGAUUUCAGUGCCAUUGAUUUGGAGAGGCUGAACCGAAUGUACAACUGCACCACAACUCAUACCUUUUUGGACCAUUGUGAUUUUGAGAAGGCAAACAUCUGUGGGAUGAUUCAGGGUACCAGAGAUGACACUGACUGGGUCCAUGAGGACAAUACUCAGCCUGGACAAGUGGAUCACACCUUGGCGGGACAAUGCACAGGCGCCGGCUACUUCAUGUACUUGAACACCAGCUUCGGGGCAGCGGAGGAGGCGGCCAUGUUGGAGUCUCGGAUUCUUUACCCAAAGAGGAAGCAGCAAUGCCUGCAGUUUUUCUAUAGAAUGUCAGGCAGCCCUUCAGACAGACUGGUCGUCUGGAUCAGGAGGGAUGACAGUACUGGCAACGUGCGCAAGCUGGUCAAGGUGAAGACCUUUCAAGGAGAUUUUGACCACAAUUGGAAAAUUGCCCAUGUGACAUUCAGAGAGGAAAAGAAGUUUCGCUACCUUUUCCAGGGCACAAAAGGUGACCCCCAGAACUCGAGUGGGGGAAUUUACUUGGAUGACAUCACUCUGACGGAAACCCCAUGCCCCACGGGGGUUUGGACAGUCCGGAAUUUCUCCCAGGUCCUGCAGAACACGGUGAAAGGGGACAAACUCCAGAGCCCUCGAUUCUAUAAUUCAGAGGGCUACGGUCUGGGGUUAAGCUUGUACCCUCAGGGCAGAACGAGCUCUGGGAGCUCUGGGUACUUGGGACUCACCUUUCACCUGUGCAGUGGAGAGAACGAUGCUGUCCUCGAGUGGCCAGUGGAGAACAGACAGGUGAUCAUGACAAUACUCGAUCAAGAAGCCGAUGUCAGGAAGAGAAUGUCCUCCAGCAUGGUGUUUACUACCUCCAAGACCCAGACGUCUACAGCUAUAAAUGGCUCCGUCAUCUGGGACAGGCCCUCGGUCGUGGGGUCCUAUGACAACAGCUGUGACUGUUUCAGAAGCAUUGACUGGGGUUGGAGUGCUGUCAUCUCCCACCAAAUGCUGAAAAGGAGAAGCUUCCUUAAAAAUGAUGACCUUAUAAUUUUUGUGGACUUUGAAGAUAUCACCCAUCUUAACCAGACUGAAGUUCAAGUUCAAAACAGCAGGCUGAGCCCCCAAGGCCUUGUUCUCCAUGGCCAGGAGCAGCAGACCUCAGAAGAUUCGAGAAAGGCCCCCUUAGAGACAGCCCUCCUGAGCAGCCUGGACCAGGGGCAGAGCAGCCGACAGAAGCGGUCAGUGGACAACACGGGCCCCUUGGAGGACCACAACUGGCCACAGUACUUCAGAGACCCGUGUGACCCGAACCCUUGUCAAAACGAGGGCAUCUGCGUGAACGUGAAGGGCAUGGUGAGCUGCAGGUGCGUCUCAGGUCACGCCUUCUUCUACACAGGGGAGCGAUGUCAGGCCAUACAGGUGCACAGCAGCGUCCUAGGCCUGCUGAUCGGAGGCGUGGCCAGCGUGAUCUUCUUGACCUUCACCAUCAUCUCCAUCCUUUACCAAAGGUCAAGGCAGUGAUGCCCAAGGAUGUCAGCCAGAAACAGAAAUGCCCCCUGCCCUUGGGCCCUCCCUUUGCUUCCGCUGCUCAGUGUAGUUUGGGGCUGUUUUCUUCAGCCUCGUUUUGCCUCCAGCCUCCUGUGUGACCCUUCUGUUUUCUAUACCCCUGCCCCCACAUGGUUCUGUUACCCUGCUCCGUGCUCCCAAUGUACCCAGGGUGUCCUGUGACAGCACUCAUAUCACUUGAUUGUAAAUUAUUUCUUUAACAGACUGUCUUUCUCAAAGACGGUAAGCUCCAUGUGGGCAGACCCUCCUUUACCAUGUUAGCCCGAUGCCUGGGAGCCUGCCUGGCCCAGCACGGGGGAUCACUUAACAAAAGCAAAUGAAUGGACCAAUAUCUGAAUGAAUAACUAAGCUAUAGAAACUCUCUGCUUUCGACUGCAGGUAAGACAUGGACAAUGAAAUGCACACUUCUUUUUGUACCAGAAUCCAAUUCUCAAAUACCUGUUUUUCCAUCGGACACAAUAGUGUUAUUAUUCUUUGAGGAUCUUGUGUGUUAAAGAAUUUUAAAUAAAGGCUUCUCCA